Elephantulus edwardii (Cape elephant shrew) is the source of this 2019-nucleotide messenger RNA. It is a transcript of the gene HDX, whose product is annotated as highly divergent homeobox. The record is from RefSeq and is a predicted model, not a curated record. Gene Ontology annotation, biological process: regulation of transcription by RNA polymerase II. Lineage: Eukaryota; Metazoa; Chordata; Mammalia; Macroscelidea; Macroscelididae. The transcript has 9 exons. Gene Ontology annotation, molecular function: DNA-binding transcription factor activity, RNA polymerase II-specific; RNA polymerase II cis-regulatory region sequence-specific DNA binding. Bases 1 to 2019 code for a protein of 672 amino acids.
AUGAAUCUACGUUCUGUAUUUACUGUAGAACAACAAAGGAUUUUACAGCGCUAUUAUGAAAAUGGAAUGACAAAUCAAAGUAAAAAUUGCUUUCAGCUCAUAUUACAAUGUGCACAGGAGACUAAACUGGAUUUCAGUGUAGUUAGGACAUGGGUUGGUAAUAAAAGAAGAAAAAUGAGUGGUAAGAAUUCUGAAUCAGGACCAUCAACACAAGGAACUGUUUCCAGCACUUCUUUGGCACUUCCCAAAGUUGCAGUCAGAAACAUGGUUAAUAUUGCUCAACCCUCAAGCCUGCAGUCAUCUUGGACACCUGGCAACAAUGAUGUAAUUGUAACUGGUAUAUACAGUCCAGCAAGUUCAUUGAAUAGGCAAGGGACAACCAGACAUACAAACACACAUAUUUUGGAAGCAAAUAAAUCCCCUAUUCAGAAAACUACCAGUAAAAAUGAUACUGAGUUUCAGUUGCACAUUCCUGUUCAAAGACAAGUAGCACACUGUAAAAAUGCUUCCUUGCUCCUAGGAGAAAAAACUAUUAUUUUGUCAAGACAGACAAGUGUAUUAAAUGCUGGAAAUUCUGUAUAUAAUCACUCCAAGAAAAACCAUGGAAAUUCUUCAGUGCAAACUUCUGAGAUGAUGGUACCCCCCAAACCAUCUGUGUGCCAGCAACCUUGCAAAAUUGAAUCAAUUGGAAUUCAAAGAUCAUAUAAGCCUGAGCACUCAACUAUGACAUCUCUUAACUCAUGUGAGCAAAAGCAAACAUUCAGAGACCCUUAUUGUAGGACACAAAACUUAGAAAUCCGUGAAGUGUUUUCUUUGGCAGUUAGUGAUUGUCCUCAGAGAAUUCUUGGAGGAAAUGUUCCACAGAAACCUAGUUCAGGAGAAGGAACUUGUUUGUCCAUUGCAAUGGAGACUGGAAAUGCAGAUGAUGAGUAUGUCAGAGAAGAAGAGUUGGCGUUGAUGGGAGCACAGAUACCAAGAUAUUCAAGGUUUUAUGACAGUAGUAAUAGCCUUCGAGCUGAGAAUCAAAAUACAACUUUGUUUGGACCUGGAAGAAAUACGUCACAUUCACAAAGGAUGAAUAUUAGAGACUUGUCAGACAAUGUACUGGAUUAUAACAGAGACUACCACCUCACACCACGGACCUCAUUACAUACAACAUCUACUACAGUGUACAGUAAUGCAAAUCUAUCUCGAAGUGAUUUCCCCCCACAUUUUGCAUCAUCAAAUCAAUUGAGAUUGUCACAAAACCAAAACAAUUAUCAGAUUUCAGGAAACCUUACCGUGCCUUGGAUUACAGGGUGUUCUAGGAAAAGAUCAUUACAAGAUCGGACUCAGUUCAGUGAUCAAGAUUUAGCCACUCUUAAGAAGUACUGGGACAAUGGCAUGACCAGCUUGGGCUCUGUUUGUAGAGAGAAAAUUGAAGCAGUCGCAACUGAAUUAAAUGUUGACUGUGAAAUAGUUCGGACUUGGAUUGGGAAUAGAAGAAGGAAAUAUCGCUUAAUGGGCAUUGAAGUUCCACCUCCAAGAGGAGGUCCUGCUGAUUUCUCUGAGCAGUCUGAAUCUGGCUCUUUGUCUGCAUUCACAUCAGGAGAGGAAGCUGGGCCCGACAUUGGAGAAGAUAAUGACAGAAAUGAUGAAGUAUCCAUCUGUUUGUCUGAAGGAAGUUAUCAAGAAGAGUCCAAUGAAGUUACAUCAAAUGAAACAAGAGAUCAUAAAGAAGAAGACCACCAUGUAGUAUCCAGAGAUAAUAUGAAUGAAGAAGUAAGAUUCAUUGAAAAUGAGCUAGAAAUCCAAAAGCAAAAGUACUUUAAACUUCAGAAAUUUGUUAGAAGCUUGAUACUAGCUAUUAAAGCUAACGAUAAGGACCAACAACAGAAACUGCUGUCAAAUUUACCUCCUGAAUUGGAAGAGAAGAAUUCCAUUUGUGUCUCACCAGAGCCCGAUGAUACCUCAUUCAUUGUGUCUUCUCUAUCAGAAAAAAAUAUAAGUGAUUCUCUUCUACAACAUCUCACAUUUUAA